GCCACGGCAACACGCAUCUCACUGUUCGACCUUUCGCAUUCCAUUUUCAUUUCCUUCUCUUAAUACUCUACUGGAGUUCCACUUUCUCUCUGCAUCAAUGGCGGACGGCUCUACACCACUCCACCUGGAUCCUCACAAGCAGGCUCUUCUCAACCACCACACCGAGAAGCACUUCACCGCCGGCGAGAUCGUCCGUGAUAUCAUCAUCGGCGUCUCCGACGGCCUCACUGUCCCUUUUGCCCUCGCCGCAGGACUUUCCGGCGCCAAUGCCUCUUCCUCCAUCGUCCUCACCGCCGGUAUCGCUGAAGUCGCUGCCGGCGCUAUCUCCAUGGGACUCGGCGGAUAUCUUGCGGCGAAGAGCGAAGCGGAUCACUAUAUGAGAGAGCUGCGGAGAGAGCAAGAAGAAAUCGUCGCGGUUCCCGAUACUGAAGCGGCAGAAGUAGCAGAGAUAUUGGCACAGUAUGGGAUUGAACCCCAUGAAUAUGCUCCAGUUGUGAAUGCUCUUAGGAAGAGACCUCAAGCUUGGUUGGAUUUCAUGAUGAAAUUUGAAUUAGGAUUGGAAAAGCCAGAUCCUAGAAGAGCUCUGCAAAGUGCACUCACAAUUGCAUUGGCUUACAUAUUGGGGGGGCUGGUGCCGCUCAUUCCUUACAUGUUUAUUGCAAAUGCAACCAGAGCAGUGACAGCGUCAGUUGCAUUGACACUAUUAGCGCUGCUCGUUUUCGGGUAUGCAAAGGGUUACUUCACCGGUAAUAAGCCCUUUCAAAGUGCCAUCCAAACCACCCUUAUCGGAGCCAUCGCAUCUGCAGCUGCUUUUGGCAUGGCCAAGGCUAUACAACUGUGAACUAACCAGCCCCCAUGUCAAUAUCUAAUAAGAGUAUCCCCCCCUAAGGCCACGUUUUUAGUCUAAUCUCAUAAGAUGAGUCUAAAACUUUUGCCAGUUUUCUCAGUUCAGGUCUAGAAAUGAACAUUUGAUGCGGAUCUUAGAACAUUAAAACAUCUUUUUCAA
Messenger RNA from Cucurbita pepo subsp. pepo (vegetable marrow), 1006 nucleotides. It is a transcript of the gene VIT1, whose product is annotated as vacuolar iron transporter 1. Gene Ontology annotation, biological process: intracellular manganese ion homeostasis. Gene Ontology annotation, molecular function: manganese ion transmembrane transporter activity. NCBI's taxonomy places the organism in Eukaryota, Viridiplantae, Streptophyta, Magnoliopsida, Cucurbitales, Cucurbitaceae. The record is from RefSeq and is a predicted model, not a curated record.